This is a messenger RNA of Panicum virgatum (switchgrass), 818 nucleotides long. RefSeq names its product CASP-like protein 4U1. The coding region runs from base 194 to 658 and encodes 154 amino acids. Lineage: Eukaryota; Viridiplantae; Streptophyta; Magnoliopsida; Poales; Poaceae. The record is from RefSeq and is a predicted model, not a curated record. The transcript has 2 exons.
UGGCAUGAAACAAUGAAGAAGAAGAGGGGAGGAAGAAGAAGAGAAGAGGAGGAAGAAGAAAAUAGUAGAUAUGAGCCCCCUCUAAAUAUUGAGACUAGAUUCGCCACUGGGUGGGCAAGUUCCACCACAAGGAACUUUACCGGCUGCGGUUUGCAGGUUUGCCUUGUCUUUCAGAUUGCACAGGUCAGAUGCCAUGCGGCUAGAUUCUGCCACCAAAUGCUGUACUACAUUUCCUGCUUUAAAUUCAGCACAAACUGAAAAGAGUUUCCCGCGAAGCUUCUCCUCCUAUCAUGUUUUAUGUAGCAAGCUAAUUCUUUCGCCUCAAACGCACCAUGGCAGGUACACCGUCGGAGUGAAUGUGAUCGUCAGCUUCUACUCCAUCGCGCAAGCUUUCGUGGAAACCCGCCGUCUGAUCUCACCGUGGCUGUGGAGCACCUCAUGCUACUGCAUCAGCCUUGUCCUCGAUCAGGUCCUGGCAUAUCUCCUGAUGUCUGCGUCGUCAGCGGCCGCAUCUCGCAACCAUCUGCGGGCGAACGGGUUUGCCAUGGACCGGUUCAGGCGCAACAUCAACGCCGCGGUGUGGUUCUCGUUCCUUGGAUUCCUUGCGCUGGCGGCGCACUCGCUCAUCUCCAUGGCUAAUCUCUUCAGCAGGAUCUGAAUUUGACUGACGAUACAUUGAGACUGUGGACUGUGGAUUACUAUUCCUAACAUUUUCUUGUAUAUGUUAUACCAGUACAUAUUGGUGUGAGUUAGUCGGAAACACAAUGAAUAAAAGAUAUCAAAUCUUGGUACGUUGGUACCAACUACCAAAUUAAUAA